Stylonychia lemnae is the source of this 1266-nucleotide messenger RNA. The record is from the annotation of a GenBank genome assembly. NCBI's taxonomy places the organism in Eukaryota, Ciliophora, Spirotrichea, Sporadotrichida, Oxytrichidae.
AUGAACGUCGCAGUAGUAGGAUGUUUGCAUGGAAAACUGGAAUUCCUUUAUCAAGAAUUGAGUGACUGGGAAAACUAGAAUAAAUAGAAAGUUGAUUUUAUAUUAUGUAGUGGAGACUUUUAGAGCUUGAGAGAUAAAAAUGACAUGAGAGCACUUGAAUGUCCUGAAAAAUAUAAAGAGCUUGGCUAGUUUCACAAAUUCUACAACUAGGAAUUAAAAGCUCCUAUACUUACAAUAUUUGUAGGAGGAAAUCAUGAAGCAUCAAACUAUCUAAGAGAUCUCUAUUAUGGAGGAUGGGUUGCUCCAAAUAUCUAUUUUCUAGGGGCUAGUGGAAUAAUUAAUGUGAAAAAAGGAGAGCAUACCUUAAGAGUAGGCGGCAUUAGUGGAAUUGAAAAGCAUUAUGACUAUUUAAAGGGAUACCAUGAAAGAUAUCCAUAUGUUGAUAAUCACGAUUAUCUUAGGACUAUGUAUCACAUCAGGCAUUUUGAAAUGACUAGCUAAGUAGAUUUGUUCAUGAGUCAUGAAUGGCCUACAAUAAUUACCUAAAAAGCGAGAAAGGAUCAAAUUCAGAAUCUAUUGUUUAAUAUCUCUCAAACCACUUCAAGACUACAAUCUAUAUUUAGAGAAUAAAGCUAGGGCUAAUACCAAAACAAUAGAACUCAAGAGUACAAAUGGCAACCUAAAUAGAAUUAAAAUGCAAAAGGAUAUCAACAAAAUAAAAGCAUUCUUGAUGAUUUAUUUCAACAGCACCAGUUAGAUCCAUAAAAUAUUAGUUAAGUUGAAGAAGAGUCUAAAUAGGCAGAUUAAAUUGAUAAUAAAAUAAGCAUAUCCUAUAAUAAAGAAUGGAUUGCAAUCUUAUAAGAGACGUAAUCAAUGAUGCCACUUACUGCUGAUAGGCAUGAUUUUAGAGGAUUGAAUAAAAGCGAUGGGGAAUUAAUUUAAAGAAUAAAACAAAGGACUCAAGACUUAAAAGAAAAAGAUUUGGUUAUAGAUUAAAGUUAUGAAUUACUUUAUCAAGAAUAUAAGAACAUUCAUCCCUAAACUUAACUUAUUAUUGAUAAAUUUGGACUUGAUGAUAGACUUUUCAAUCAAAGUCAUUACCUAAAGAUCUCAGCAAACUCUAAUUUCACUUAGGAUUAGAAGAGUUUAAAUAAAGAUGAAGAAAAUAAAAACGAUUAAAAUGAAAGUAAUCUUGAUAAGAGAUCAUACAGCUAAGCGUUUUAAAAGGUUACAGAUCAAAAUGAGAUAGACUUGGAUGAUCUUUGA